This is a messenger RNA of Eubalaena glacialis (North Atlantic right whale), 882 nucleotides long. It is a transcript of the gene CTNNBIP1, whose product is annotated as catenin beta interacting protein 1. Gene Ontology annotation, cellular component: nucleus; beta-catenin destruction complex; cytosol. Gene Ontology annotation, biological process: negative regulation of Wnt signaling pathway. Lineage: Eukaryota; Metazoa; Chordata; Mammalia; Artiodactyla; Balaenidae. The transcript is spliced from 6 exons. Gene Ontology annotation, molecular function: beta-catenin binding. The record is from RefSeq and is a predicted model, not a curated record. The coding region runs from base 526 to 771 and encodes 81 amino acids.
CCGCGGUGACUCACUGAGCGGGAGGCGGAGGUUGAGGCGGUCGCUCCCGCUGCUGCUGCUGUUGCUGCUGCUGCUGCUGCUGCCGCCGCGGCUGCUCGGGCUGUGCGCGCCCCGGAACAGGCCGCCGCGCGCCGCUCUCGGACCCGCAGCCCCCGCCCGCCCGCCCGCCCGGGUCGGGCGGCCCAGGGCUGAGAGCCAGGAGUCCACCUGUAAACCAAGUGCUCCGAGGCCCACGCGCCGCAGUGGAGGGGUGGCCGGGCUGCCACGGGCAGGCGAGACUCCGACCCCCCCGCUGGCACCUCCACCCGCCAUCAGCAGCCUCCCUCCUGCCCGGUCAACCUGCAGAGGACCCAAACGACGAGGGUGUGUGUAGAAGGCCAAAGAAGAGAAGAGAAUGUUCUUUGAUUCCUAGAAGAGGGCUGCACCUUCCUCCUUCUCCCCGGCCACAACCUGCCCGUCACAGUUGAGCACGUGUUUUCCUGAAGGUGAUUUCCAGAAGCAGGAGCCCCCAGAGCUGGCCAGGGGAUGAACCGCGAGGGGGCCCCCGGGAAGAGUCCGGAGGAGACGUACAUCCAGCAGAAGGUCCGAGUGCUGCUCACGCUGAGGAAGAUGGGCUCCAACCUGACGGCCAGCGAGGAGGAGUUCCUGCGCACCUACGCGGGGGUGGUCAGUAGCCAGCUCAGCCAGCUGCCCCAGCACUCCAUCGACCAGGGUGCAGAGGAUGUGGUGAUGGCGUUUUCCAGGUCGGAGACGGAGGACCGGAGGCAGUAGCUGCAAACCCCUUGGAAUACCCCGGAGGCUGGCAAAGGCCAGGAGAUCUGUGUGGACCUCACCGGCUGAGUGGCAGAGGGUCACCUUCCCUACCCCGACCCCCCACCCCAC